Molecule: messenger RNA, 339 nt
Organism: Capronia coronata CBS 617.96
Lineage: Eukaryota; Fungi; Ascomycota; Eurotiomycetes; Chaetothyriales; Herpotrichiellaceae
Exons: 3
Coding region: 1-339 (112 amino acids)
Source: RefSeq, a predicted model, not a curated record
AUGGCUUACAAGGACCCAGUUAUCAUCCCAAACAUCGAGUUCAGCCAGCCCAAGGAGAAGGUCCUCGAGCAGGUUCGAAAGGCUGGCUCGGAACAUGGCUUCACGCAGAAAGACUUCUUCGACGCGUACUCGGCAGACCCGGACAAAUUCUCCAUGUGCCGUGCACACCACUACCCACCAGCACGAGUAUCGCCAGCACCCAAGCAAAAGGACGUCGGGGCACAGGCCGACUUCGGUGCCAGGCACGAGAUACACCAGAAAUAUCUUCCCAUCACACUGGAAAAUCAUCUCAAGGUACGAUUUGCCCAGAGCUAUGGAGCCGCGGGAACAGUGAUCUAG